Messenger RNA from Leptidea sinapis, 2175 nucleotides. It is a transcript of the gene l(2)34Fd, whose product is annotated as nucleolar protein 10. Gene Ontology annotation, cellular component: nucleus; 90S preribosome; small-subunit processome. The record is from RefSeq and is a predicted model, not a curated record. Bases 179 to 2161 code for a protein of 660 amino acids. Gene Ontology annotation, molecular function: protein binding. NCBI's taxonomy places the organism in Eukaryota, Metazoa, Arthropoda, Insecta, Lepidoptera, Pieridae. Gene Ontology annotation, biological process: maturation of SSU-rRNA from tricistronic rRNA transcript (SSU-rRNA, 5.8S rRNA, LSU-rRNA). The transcript has 10 exons.
CGCAGAACACUAUUACAGUAUACUUAAUAUAAUAAUUACAUUAUAAUAUUUAAAUAUGUUUAAGUUGGCUUUAAAGUUUUUUAGGAUAUAAAAAUUAACGUUUAAUUAAACAAUUUAAUGAAAAAUAUGCAACUGUAGUUAUUGUCUUAUAGAAACUUAUUCGUUAUUAUUAUAAAUAAUGCAAGUUUCAGAAAUAGAUAAUGUAAAGAUUUAUAAUCUUAGUGCCGGAAAAUCUCUUCCUGAUUGGUUAACAGAACAGAAAAGGAGGGCUCUUUUAAAGAAAAAUGUAGAUCUUCGUAGAAGAAUAGAGCUCAUCCAAGAAUUUGACAUGCCGGGGGUUAGUUCAAGUAUACGAGCAUCUAAAGAUGGACAAUAUAUUAUGGCUACUGGCAUUUAUAAACCAAGAUUAAAAUGUUUUGAUGUUAACAACUUAUCAUUAAAAUUUGAGAGAUGUUUGGAUUCUGAAGUUAUAACCUUUGAGAUUCUUAGUGAUGAUUACACAAAAAUAGUCUUUUUGCAAUGUGAUCGUUAUGUAGAGUUUCACGUGGGCCAUGGUCGACACUACAGACUCCGAGUACCACAUUUCGGAAGAGAUAUGACAUAUCAUCGACCUUCAUGUGAUCUUAUCGUUGUUGGUGCUUCAAAUGAAGUGUACAGAUUGAAUUUAGAGUUGGGACAAUUUUUGGCACCUUUUGUUACAAAAGCUACAGAGAUCAACUGUUGUAGUGUAAAUGAAGAACACGGCUUAUUAAUAUUUGGUAGUGAAGGUGGGCAUGUCGAAGCUUGGGACCCAAGGACGAAAUCGAGAGAGGGUGUUCUAGAUUGUGCUUUACAUUGUUCCGACGCAAAUUAUAGGAAUAGCAGUGUUCCUUCAAUAACUUCAUUAAAAUUUAAUGGACCUUUACAAAUGGGUGUGGGCACAUCUUCCGGGCAUGUGUUACUGUAUGAUGUUAGAUCAUCCAAACCCAUACUAGUGAAAGAUCAUAUGAAUGAAAUACCUAUUAAAUGUAUAGAGUUUCACAAACAAAUGGAUUAUGUUUAUUCCAUGGAUGCCCAUGUAGUAAAAAUAUGGGAUAGAAAUACAGGAAAACAAUACACUAAUAUUGAAUCAAAUGUUGAUUUCAAUGAUUUAUGUGUGAUUCCUAAUACUGGACUAUGUAUGAUGGCUGUGGAGGAUCAGAAAAUGCAGAUUCACUAUAUCCCUUCGUUAGGUCCUGCACCAAGAUGGUGUGCGUUCCUAGAUAAUUUGACUGAAGAGAUGGAGAGUUCCGCCUCGCAGACCGUCUACGAUGACUACAAGUUUGUUACGAGACAGGAGUUGGACUCUCUGGGGCUCGAUCACUUACUGGGAACAAACCUACUUCGAGCCUACAUGCAUGGUUAUUUCGUUGACGUCCGCCUGUACAAGCGAGCCAAGUCUAUUGCGGAUCCGUUCGCAUUCGAAGAAUAUAAGAAACGGAAGAUCAGAGAGAAAAUAGAACAAGAGCGGCCUUCGCGGAUCAAGAUCGACGACAGCCUGCCCAAAGUGAACCGAGAACUGGCGAGCCGGCUGCUGCACGGUGAAGCACCCAAGAAGAAACAGGCCGGGAACUUGCUCAAGGACGAUCGAUUCAAAGCGAUGUUUGAGAAUCCAGAUUUCGAAGUGGAUAAAGAUGCUGAGGAGUUCCGUCUGCUGAACCCGGUCCUUUCCAGACUGGACAAACGGAAAUCUAAACCGCAGCCGCAACAAGAAGAAGAGGUUGAACAAGAAGAGGAGAAGGACUCGGAUAUGGAAUUAUACAAUGAAUCAAGUAAUGAAAGUUCCGAUGAAGAUCGCACGUGGGUAAAAGAAGUGAAGAAACAGCACCGCAUUAUAAGAAAUAGAAAAACAGAUGACGAUCAAAACGAUGAUGACAAUAACAGUGAAAAGAUGUACGAGUUCCAAAACGCCCCUAAAACUGUUAAUAUUAAGAGUAUGACACAAGUGAGUAGGAAGAGUUUAGGAGAGAGAUUGAAUAGAGAAGGUACUGUAGUCAUCUCAGGGUCGGGAGGUAACAGGGAAAUGAAGUUUGUUAUGAAAGGCAAGAAGCAGAAUUUGGACAGCCAAAAGAAAAUGAAAAAGCAUUAUGAAGAAAGAAAGCAAUUAGUUAGAAGAACAGGAUUUUUAAAGAAACGUAAAUAAAUAAUGACUUUUUA